AUGUCUUCCCAACCCCCUCUUCGUCCUCUUCUCCGUACCACGCUCUCCUCCCCCAAUACCUCGUCUGGCCCAACCGAUCUCCCUACCACCGCCUCAUCGCUCGCUCCGUCCCCCUCCGCAUCCUCUUCGCACAUCUCCAUCCAGACCCCUCCGGCCCCUGAUCGUACCCACUCAUCCUCCACCCUCAAUUUUGGCGCCCUCGGUGCACUCAACAUGAACAUGAAUUCCCAUCCAGAGCGCGAACGCAACAAGCGGCACUCGCACGGCGCACUCUCGCCAGCCGAGAUCCACUCGGCAAUGCACCGCGAGGGAUCGGGACAUGGGAGAUUUCCCCGGACGAAUACCCAAGGAUCGGCGGGCGAAGGUCGAUACCGCCGUAAAGUCGGGUUUGAGGCGUUUGAGGCGGGCCCAGAGACGCUGUUUGCGUUUACGUGCCAGGCGAAAUCGGACGGGUAUAAGCGAUCGAGAAAUACACGGGUGUUUGCGGUCGCGGUGAGCCCGGAUGAGUCGGGAGAGGACGCGCUCGAGUGGUUGAUGAGCGAGUUGGUGGAGGAUGGGGAUGAGGUCGUGGCGAUUCGAGUGUUGGAGCUGGACGAGGGCGAACGUCAUGAUCCCACGGCACUGAGCGACUUUAGAGAGGAAGCGCAUGGGAUCCUGAGGACCAUGCUGGAGAAGAAUGACGAGGCUGAGAAUCGCAAGAUCUCGGUUAUUGUCGAAAUGGUAGCGGGUCCGGUGCCGGACAUGCUCCUCAAGAUGAUCGCGUUGUACAGGCCAGACUCUUUGAUUGUGGGCACUCGAGGCAGUCGAUCAAGACUCCAAUCUUUCGGCAGAGCCCUGGGAGCACCCGGAAUGGGUUCCGUAUCCCGAUACGCAGUCUCCCACUCCCCCGUGCCCGUCAUUGUCGUCCGGCCCGAACGUAAAGUCAAGAAACACCUCGCCAAGCGUCAAAACGAUCCCAAACGGGGUCAUUAUGCCCAGAUUGUCGGGCCGAACGGAUUGGAACUGUCGAGGAGUCGAUCCAGGGGAAGUAUAGGCGGGAUGAGCGAUAAGGAAUGA
This is a messenger RNA of Dioszegia hungarica, 1056 nucleotides long. RefSeq lists its product as uncharacterized. Lineage: Eukaryota; Fungi; Basidiomycota; Tremellomycetes; Tremellales; Bulleribasidiaceae. The transcript has 7 exons. The record is from RefSeq and is a predicted model, not a curated record. Bases 1 to 1056 code for a protein of 351 amino acids.